CCCAACAUCCCAUCACAUGACUAUAACGCGAACGAAACCCAGAGAUACCGCAGUCGACAGAAAAACAUUAAUUAUAGUUAUUACAACAAACACAAGCGCCCACACCAACAUUUUUUAUUAGUUUAUGUGGCAACACUAGCGUGUUCUUUUUUCUCUCCAAACUCAUAGACACUGACAGAUAGUGCGCACGAAUUUCUUGGGGUCGUGAUCGCCAUUUGUUUUCAAGAAAUGGGUGCUGUGUUUUUCAACUGAGUGGAGGAAGGGGACAUAAAACAAAGUGAACGACCCUGGAGAGAGAGACGGGGGGAAUUGAAAGCCGAACCGGAGCUUUCCAUACGGCAACGGGAGUGGACCGAGAACCGACCCAGGUGUAUCCCACUACUGGAAGGAGGGAGACGGCAAAGCUAUGGCGAAUAUUGCGGUCCAAAGGAUCAAACGGGAGUUCAAAGAAGUUCUGAAAAGCGAAGAGACAAGUAAAAACCAGAUCAAAGUGGACCUGGUGGAUGAGAACUUCACAGAGCUGAGAGGAGAGAUAGCUGGACCUCCUGACACGCCAUAUGAAGGUGGCCGAUUUCAACUAGAAAUUAAAAUUCCAGAAACGUAUCCCUUUAACCCUCCCAAGGUGAGGUUCAUCACCAAAAUCUGGCACCCCAACAUCAGCUCUGUAACGGGGGCCAUCUGUCUGGACAUCCUCAAAGACCAGUGGGCUGCAGCCAUGACUCUGAGAACCGUGCUGCUGUCCCUCCAGGCUCUCCUGGCCGCUGCAGAACCAGACGACCCACAGGACGCUGUGGUGGCCAACCAGUAUAAGCAGAACCCAGAGAUGUUCAAGCAGACAGCCAGGUUAUGGGGUCAUUAUUACGGUGGAGCCCCGGUUCCCGGCCCUGAGUACACACGCAAGAUCGAUAAACUCACUGCCAUGGGCUUCGAGAAGAAUGCUGUAAUAGCGGCCUUGUCUUCUAAGUCCUGGGAUGUGGAAACGGCAACAGAAUUGCUGCUUAGCAACUGAGACCCAGCUAUGACCCCGCCUCUGACUCAUUAACCCCACCCCUUCUUAUUGCACCCACAGAUGCCUUUUCCCCAAACCCACCCCAUAGUUUGACACAACUUGCAUCCUUUUUUUCAAUGCGCCCUCCUAAAGAAACUCUUUGAAAGAGAACAUCAGAGACCUGCGGCUUUCUCAUUCAGUAGGCUUUGGAGGGAGAGGUGGGAACUAGUCAUUUACUAAAGGCUCCAGUAUCCCUCUAGCUCGGUCCCAUCAGACAUUCGUAUAUUGCUUGGCCUGAUUGUCCCUCCUGUCCUGCUCCGAUCCGUUAGGGCAGAACCCAAUCACCUGCUGACUAGUUGACCCUCAUUGGGAGAGACUUUAGAACACGGCCGGCCCACUGAGACAUGUCAUUGGGAGAGACUGUAGAACACGGCCCGCCCACUGAGACAUGUCAUUGGGAGAGACUGUAGAACACGGCCCGCCCACUGAGACACGUCAUUGGGAGAGACUGUAGAACACGGCCCGCCCACUGAGACAGACUGAAGGACAAGGAAUUAUCUGUAAAUAGAUAUGUUAAAGGCUUUGUACAUUGAUGAUAUGCAGGGAAAUACUUUAGUUUUUCUUACUGGAUAUAUUUAUUAUUGUUGUAAAACAAUCUAUUUUAAAAUUGAACUAUGGUUUAGUCUACUUACCCUUCUAAGGAAUGAGAACAUCUAGACUUGUUUCCUAUUCGGUUGACCAACCAAUCAGCUGGUCUAAUUUCUCCUGAUUGGUGUGUUUUUAGUUUGACUCCUUUUUCAUCUCAUCUGAAAUGUCUUCAUACCCAACAGUUCAUAAAACCCUAACUGGAACAACUCCCAACAGAUUCAGUAGAAAUAAAGACUGGGUCCAGCUC
This is a messenger RNA of Esox lucius (northern pike), 1883 nucleotides long. It is a transcript of the gene ube2kb, whose product is annotated as ubiquitin-conjugating enzyme E2Kb (UBC1 homolog, yeast). Gene Ontology annotation, molecular function: protein binding; ubiquitin conjugating enzyme activity. The record is from RefSeq and is a predicted model, not a curated record. Gene Ontology annotation, biological process: protein polyubiquitination; proteasome-mediated ubiquitin-dependent protein catabolic process. Bases 407 to 1009 code for a protein of 200 amino acids. Gene Ontology annotation, cellular component: nucleus. The transcript has 7 exons. Lineage: Eukaryota; Metazoa; Chordata; Actinopteri; Esociformes; Esocidae.